Molecule: messenger RNA, 825 nt
Organism: Leishmania braziliensis MHOM/BR/75/M2904
Lineage: Eukaryota; Euglenozoa; Kinetoplastea; Trypanosomatida; Trypanosomatidae
Product: putative protein phosphatase 4 catalytic subunit
Exons: 1
Coding region: 1-825 (274 amino acids)
Biological process (GO): peptidyl-serine dephosphorylation; double-strand break repair via homologous recombination
Cellular component (GO): nucleus; cytoplasm
Molecular function (GO): protein serine/threonine phosphatase activity
Source: RefSeq, a predicted model, not a curated record
AUGCUGGAGGAGGGCAACAUAGAGACCAUCUACGCCCCUGUCACGCUCUGCGGCGACAUCCAUGGCCAGUUCUACGACUUGUUGGAGCUCUUCGGCAAGGGCGGGCGAGUGCCGGAUACAUCGUAUGUUUUCAUGGGCGACUACGUCGACCGCGGCUACCACAGUGUAGAGACGCUGCUCCUGCUGCUGCUACUGAAGGCGCGCUAUCCCGACCGCAUCACGCUGCUGCGCGGUAAUCACGAGUCGCGCCAGAUUACGCAGGUGUACGGGUUCUACGACGAGUGUUACCGCAAGUACGGCUGUGCCAAUGUGUGGCGGCUUUGCACGGAGCUGUUCGACUACAUGCCGCUUGGUGCUGUUGUGGAGGAAGAUAUUUUUUGUGUUCAUGGCGGUCUCAGUCCGCAGAUUGUCACGCUGGAUGAGGUGCGUGUGCUGGACCGCAAGCAGGAGGUGCCUCAUGAGGGCCCUAUGAGUGACCUGCUGUGGUCGGACCCAGAGGACAUUGAGGGCUGGAGUGUAAGCCAGCGCGGUGCGGGUUUUGUGUUUGGUGGCGAUGUUGCCAAGACCUUCAAUCACCGAAACGGCCUCAGUCUCAUUGCACGUGCGCACCAGCUGGUGCUGGAAGGGUACAAGUCGAUGUUUGACAGCAGCUGCUGCACGGUUUGGUCAGCCCCAAACUACUGCUACCGGUGCGGCAAUGUCGCCUCCAUCCUCGAGGUGGGCGAGCACUCCAAGACAGAUCGAAACGUUGUAUAUUUCACCGCGGCCACCGCCGAUGUGCGCGGCCAUCUCUCAAAGCAGCCUCCACCUGAGUAUUUCCUGUGA